Tilletiopsis washingtonensis is the source of this 2781-nucleotide messenger RNA. RefSeq lists its product as hypothetical. Gene Ontology annotation, biological process: nuclear migration along microtubule; mitotic spindle orientation checkpoint signaling; establishment of spindle localization. Gene Ontology annotation, molecular function: microtubule binding. Bases 1 to 2781 code for a protein of 926 amino acids. The transcript has 2 exons. NCBI's taxonomy places the organism in Eukaryota, Fungi, Basidiomycota, Exobasidiomycetes, Entylomatales. The record is from RefSeq and is a predicted model, not a curated record. Gene Ontology annotation, cellular component: spindle pole body; cell cortex; mating projection tip.
AUGCAGCGCAGUCCGUCGGCGCUCAUCGAGAGCAUCUCGGCACUGCGCAUCUCCGAUCCCGACGACAGCGACAACGAGACGGCAUCGGCGACGCGAGGCAAGCCGCACAAUGGCGUGCCGCUCCUCGAGGCGCCGCCCGUGCGGGCAUUGCUCGCCGAGACGGCCGCCAACAUCGACGAGAUCCGACGCGCCAUCUUCGUCGCCGAGGAGCAGCGCCACACGGGCCGCUUCCUGCCGCCGCCAGUGGCAGAUGCCGCGGACGAGGCAGCGGGCGAGGCGGCGCAGCCCAGCGAGCUGGACCAGGCCCUGAUGAGCCUCGACGGGCAGCUGGGCAGCGUCAGCGGCGCGAUGAGCUCGCUCGAGGCGUCCAUCGAGGCGCUCGAGGCCGCCUGCACGCCCAAGCUCGGCAACGGCAACGGCGUAGACGGCGAGAUGGCGGCGUGGGCAGAAGGGCGCUCAAGGCGCGACAGCACCGGCUCGCAGGCCAGUCUGUCCAGCUUUGCCUCCUUCGACGAUGCCGUUCGCUCGCGCAACGGCGGUGCCUCAGGCACUGCUGCGCUGCGCAGAGAGUUUGUCGCGCUCUCGGCAGAGUGGGCCAAGGUGCAGCAGGAGGCCGAGACGCUGAAGCGCGAGCUGGGCGAGGACAAGUACGUCAGUGUCUUCCAGAACGUCAGUGGACAGGCGUCGGGCAUGAUGGACUCGCUCGACAAGGCGCUCGCUGUCUGCGCCGACUUCAUCACCUCUGCCACGACGCUGCGUGCCGAAGCUGCAGACUUUGAGGACGAGCGAGAGGAGCGCAACGCCCGAUUAGCCGACCUGCGCGCACGGCGACAUGUCUUUGAGGUCAAGCGUGGGCACUACGGCCCAGCGUGCGAGCAGGUCUUUGGCGUCCUGGAGCGCGGUCUGCGCGAUCGCGCCACGAGCAACGGUAGCGUACUGCGCAGCUUCAUGGAGCUCAAGUCGCGCUGGCGUGCGCUGCGCGAGGCUAUGAGUCGCAUGGAGAAAGAGAUGCGCCGCGUCGAGGCACAGCUGCUCUACAGCGGUCAUGCCAGCUCUGACAGUCCGGCGAGCAGCAGCGUCAUCAGCGUUGCGAGCCCAGGCGCCAGCAGCUCCAACUCAGGCACGCCGACGAGGCCACGCGUGGGCCCCAAGAGCAGCAUGCGAACGAGCCCCGGCAUGCCGGCGCGUCGCAGCCCCAGUGCAGGCAACUUGGUCGGCAUCGCAGCGUCCGGCAUUGCUGCCCCGCCGAAGCCGCCAAAGAGCGCUCGCCGGCUCAGCAGCAUCGGGCCAGAUGGCCCGCACGCCAUUCCCGUUCGCACGUCGAGCGCAGCGUACGCGCAGACGCCGGGCUCGUCCAGCCUGACACCACCUGCGAGCCGGCUACGCAAGGCGCCAUCAUCGAAUACGAUGCGUACGCAGGAGCCCGCUGGCCGCUUCGGAGCUGUGCCGCCGCCACACCUGGCGGAUCGGCCGGCGUGGAAGGGCAGCAGCAAGGUGCAGGACGAGGUGGAGGUCAACGAGCGGUCUGUGCACGUCUCAGCUUCUGGGCGCACCACGCCAGGCAGCAGCUUCAGCCCUUCGCGGCCGCACCGCCUGCGGCCGCAGCAAGAUCCGCCCGUGCCGCCGAGCUCCUACCGUCCGCCUGGCCUCUUCGCACCACCUUUCUCGGCGCGAUCAAAGACGCCGCAGCCGCAGCCGACGUGGUCUCGCGGCGCCUCUGAGCCGCCACCGGAUCUCGACUUCAAUUCUCACGCGCGCCGAGCUGCGCCGUCAGUGGGCGACAGCUCGAUGGAAGACGUCGGCAACGUCAGUCUCGACUCAUUCACGUCGCGUCCCGCACGGCCUUCGAGCGUGGCGGGCAUGUACUACCGUCCGCCAAGCGCUGCGGGCACAGUGACGGACGAGCGAGGGAACAAGCGCAACAGCUUAAUCCCGCGGCUGGCCAUGCAGUCGAGUCAGGGCGCGACCGGCUCGCGGCCCAGCUCUGCCAUGUCGCAUGCCUCGAAUUCGGCAUUCGCCUCUUCUCCUCGUGGCCACUACGCUGGUCCGAGCCGCAGCACCAUGCAGACGCCUGAGCCUACGAUUGCGGCGCGUGUACAGCGGCUCAGCAUGUUUGCAAAGCCCUCCCGCGGCACGCCCUCGACCUCUUCUCCCGCGACGAAGCGCUCCAGUCGUCCGCCUCCCUCGCGCUACAACGUCGGCACGGCGCCGAGCGUGACGAGUCCGCUGAACAUCAGCAAGACCAGUGGCCGCACGACGCCCCUCAGUGCCGCUGCUCUCGCUGCUGUGCCGCACGCCGGCUUACCGGCCACUCGCUCUGUCUCGGGCGCUUCUUCCGUGAGCAACUUCCGUGCCACGCGCUCCGGUGGACGCGCCACUCCGACCUUCAGCGAUGCCGGCAACAGCAGUGUGGGCGGCUACAGCGCGUGGAAUGGCGGUGCCAGUCGGGGCGGAGCGCUCGAACAAUACCGCCCCAACCCGGCCGAUGCGCUCGACGUAGAGGUGGCGUACAUCAUCAAUGCGCUGGGCGUGGGCCUGGAGCGCGUCUCCGAACCGCUUCCGAGAGGCUUUAAGGCGGAGCCGAGACCUGGACAGGAGGUGCAGGCGCAGUACUCCAUCGGCGGCGCGAAGCCCGUCAUGUGCAAGCUGCUCGAGCUGCAUCGACCGGCUGGCUCGGCCGGCGCUCGCAGCGGCACCAAGGUGCGCAAGGUGCUGGCGCGCGUAGGAGGCGGCUGGAUCGACCUGGAGCAGCACGUCCUCUCGCGUCUGGGAGCCGUGUAG